UUUUAGGCUCGGAACUCCUGUAAACAAACGUCUCGCCAAACAUUCGGAAGAGAAAACACUCCCUUUCCUGUCGCUCGAGGUUCAGCCAUUGGACCGUUGAACCACAGAACCGCUGAACCACUGAGCCACUGAACCGCCAGCGCCUCUGUUCGGGAGCUGGCAGCGGGGCACAGGUCAACCGCGCCUCUGGAGUGCCACUCUCCGAUUUCCUUCUGCAACUUGAGGACUACAACCCGACGAUCCCAGAUGCUGUUACAGCCUAUUAUCUCAACUCCUCAGGCUUUGAAGCGGCUGAUGGCAGGCUCGUGCGCCUGAUCUCCCUGGCGGCGCAGAAGUUCAUCUCGGACAUCACCAACGACGCCCUCCAGCACUGCAAGAUGCGGGGGUCGCAGCAGUCCAGCAGUAAGACGAAGGGCAAGGACAAGCGCUACACCCUCACCAUGGAGGACCUCACCCCCGUGCUGGCCGAGUACGGGAUCUCCGUCAAGAAGCCGCAUUACUACAUCUGAGGGGCCUCCGCGUGCAAUUGCUCCGCUGUUCCCCCGCGCGCGUGUGUGUGUUUCGUCGGGUUGUCGUGUAGGUGGGGGGGUGGGGGGUGUUGGUGACGUGCGGUCUCUUUUGUUUUAUUUAUGGUUGGCUGUUUUAUGUAGUGGUUGGGUCUGGGUUAGGAGAGAGACUGUUGUUUUUGGCUGUCUCAGAAGUUUUGGUUUGUAGUUGUUUGUGGACCUCCUAUUCUUUAUUAUCCUUUGCUCCCUUCUCCCAUCAUGGUCUUCCGUGUGGGCUAGCUGAUGAGAGGCAAAUAUAUAUAUUUACUUCUAAGUGUGUGUGUCAUUUAGAAACAGGGGUUUUUCAUCUUUUUCUUAUAUUUCUAUGAAGAGAUCGAUAUAUGAUUUUUUUUUAAAUGAGAUUAACAGAUUUUGUAUAGUUGAAUAUUAACCCGCCCUGCAGUUCGUUGUAUUUGUUGUCUAGAAUUUUUUUUUGGUAUAAUUAUCACGAAAUUCGAAAAGAGCGUUUUCUUACUAUCAAAAUGGGAAUUUUGAAUGGAAGUUGAAUGAUUGUGCAUGGUAAUAAAAAACUAUUAAAAACUCU
Penaeus monodon (black tiger shrimp) is the source of this 1089-nucleotide messenger RNA. RefSeq names its product transcription initiation factor TFIID subunit 10-like. Gene Ontology annotation, molecular function: promoter-specific chromatin binding; RNA polymerase II general transcription initiation factor activity. NCBI's taxonomy places the organism in Eukaryota, Metazoa, Arthropoda, Malacostraca, Decapoda, Penaeidae. The record is from RefSeq and is a predicted model, not a curated record. Gene Ontology annotation, biological process: transcription initiation at RNA polymerase II promoter. Gene Ontology annotation, cellular component: nucleus; transcription factor TFIID complex; SAGA complex.